Molecule: messenger RNA, 2471 nt
Organism: Zeugodacus cucurbitae (melon fly)
Lineage: Eukaryota; Metazoa; Arthropoda; Insecta; Diptera; Tephritidae
Gene: RhoL
Product: ras-like GTP-binding protein RhoL
Exons: 3
Coding region: 629-1186 (185 amino acids)
Biological process (GO): small GTPase-mediated signal transduction
Molecular function (GO): GTP binding; GTPase activity
Source: RefSeq, a predicted model, not a curated record
GGCCAUUCAUUCGAGUAUUUGAGUACGUGGAGAUCGGUUCGGUGUGCUUUCGUGAAUUUUUACAUUGCGGAUAAAACCUAACCUCGCAAGAACAACAACAGCGAAAACGCCUUUUUGUAAGACGUGAGGGUGUCGAGUAGUAAGACGUGUGCGAUAAGAAGCGAAAAGUUUAAAUAUAUAAAAACGAAUUGGCGAAGCGCGAGCAUACGGAAAGUGCUUGUUCGAUUUGUGUGCAAGUGUUGUUAAUGUGUGAGCGCACACACACAUACCUAAAUAAUCGUAUAUUUGUUUAGUUGCAAAAGCAGCUGACGUGCAAAAGGCACAACCAAAAAAAAAAAGCGUAUUAAUAAUAAAUAAAUAAAACAAAUACGAAUUGCUAAAGUUUAAAGUGUUCGAUAAGCAAAGCAAAAGUUAAAGGAAGAAAGCGAGCAGCCAGCUAAACAGCAGCAGCGGAUAGCGACGUAUCAAAUUUAUUGAGAAUCAUAGUAAUCAAGACGUUGGAUGAAUAUUGUAACAAACCGGUGCAAUAUAUUAUCUGCCGACAACACUACACAAAACAACAAAAACAACGAAAAUAGCAAACAAGUGAAAUCCAAGUAGGAACUGCAGCAUCAACAACAACAACAAGAUGGCGAAAAGUUUACGUCCCCUAAAAAUCACAAUAGUCGGCGACGGUAUGGUGGGCAAGACCUGCCUACUCAUCACAUACACACAAAACGAAUUCCCCGAAGAGUACAUACCCACAGUGUUCGAUAAUCAUGCCUGCAACAUCACGGUCGAUGGCAAUGAAUACAGCCUGACACUCUGGGAUACGGCCGGGCAAGAGGAUUACGAGCGUCUACGUCCGCUGAGUUAUCCGAAUACGAGCUGCUUCCUGCUUUGCUAUUCGAUAAGCAGUCGAACAUCUUUUGAGAAUAUCAAAAGUAAAUGGUGGCCAGAGAUACGGCAUUACUCCAAUAAUGUGCCCGUUGUGCUGAUCGGCACCAAGUUGGAUUUGCGAGUACCCAAUUCGGAGAAAUUCGUGACGACUAGCGAGGGGCGACGUUUGCGUAAGGAGAUACAUGCGCACACGCUGGUGGAGUGUUCAGCCAAAAAGAAGGUCAAUCUGAAUCAAGUCUUCGAGGAGGCAGUUAGAGCCGUGGAGAAGAAACCUAGCGCAAAACCGAAACAGUGCGUAUUGCUAUAGGUUAUUUUUGUACAUGGAUGAAGAACGAGUGUUGGAUGGUGUAGAAAUUGUAAACCCAACAACAACAACAAAUAUGCGAUUAAAACGUUUGUAAAUCAAAAGAACUCAACUUACCGCUAAUAAUAUAUUUAUAUAUAUUCGCGUUACUUAAUAUUUUGUGCGCCUAAAAGUCGACUACUUUUUUGGUGCUACAUGAAAUGUUCGGUCAAAGAAUGUAUAAUAAUUAUUUAUUAUUUAUUAUGCAUUCUUUGGUUCGGUAAUCAGUGUUGAGGUUGACGAGUUUGUCAGGUUUAUCUAGUUAGUUGGGCGGGUAGAGAGAACUUUGAGUUCUUUCACUUUGUUUUAUUAUUGUAUUCUUUUUAUUAAAUAUUGUAAUGUUGUAAAAAAAGCAAAUAAACUAUUUUUACAUUUAGUCAUUUAAGUGCAAAACAUUGUAUACACCAAAAUACAAGCAUACGUACAUCUGUAUUUAUUAAUAAAAUUCAAAUAUUUAUCUAUGUAAAAUGAAAUGUGUGCCGAACUUAGUCAAACGGGCGCUAAAGUUGGCCAACAUAAUAAAUAAAUCAAUAACAAAAAAAAAAACAUAAAUUGUAUAAAAAGUAUUGUAAAAAAUAUAUAAAAAGUACAAUAAUAGAAAAUAUAAAUAUUUUGAACUAAUCCAGACAAUACUGAUAACUACCGAUUAUCAACUUUUGGAUCAAUUUUCUUUAUAAAUUUUAUUAAUCCAUAGUCCGUUUAUGCCAUCAACCUUAGGGAAAUAUAUUUAUGUAUACAUAUAUGUAUGUAAAUGUAUGUGAGUAUAUACAAAAUACACUGAAAUGAACUACUAAAAGUAGAAUUGAAAUUUAUAUUUUAAAAUAAAAAAUUAAAAGCUGUUCAGACCUGGUUUAGAGCGGCAAAAAAUCAUUUCAUUAUUAGCAUAGUCGCUAAGCAUACACUAAAAACUGAUGAAGAUAAGCUAUGGAUUUAAAUCAUUAUUGUUAGCAUCUAUAUCGACAUACGUAUACAUUACAAGGUUUAUAAUGUUUGAAACAAACUACAUAGAGUUCACUGAGUUCAACAUGCUACUAUUUAAUUUAUCGAGCUACAAAAAAAGAGCAAGUAUUGGCUAUAAGAAGUGAGUAAAUGUAUGCAGAGUAGAUAUGUGUACAUAUAAUUAUAUAAUUGCGCUGAUUAAAAGUGUAUAAUAAUGUACCUAAAAUAAAUGUAUAAUACAAAAAUAUUUCUAAUAAUUAAAUUUCUUUUCGACAUUUUUAAGAUGCAAUAAACAAUUUUAAACUAGUCA